GAGAGACAGUGGAGAGAAGAGUGAGAGACCUACUCUGUGCUGCACAUCUCCAUUUCGGUGCUGCUGUAUCCUCUUCUAGACCAGACGAUGACGCCUUCGGAGCUCCUCAUCCCUCAGUGGUUCCAGCACCUGCUCAUUGUGCUUCUGAAACUGAGCCUCUCCUCAGCCUUCCCUUUAAAUGAUACCAAUGGGACAGCGUGCACAGCACGAGGCCCUGCUUCCUACAUCCUAGUGUUCACUGGCCAGUGGAGUCCUCAGAUGUUCCCGAAACAGUACCCUUUGUUCCGACCCCCUGCACAGUGGUCCAAGCUUGUAGCUGUCACCCACAAUGAGCGUUACCGGUUGUGGCAGGAAGGGGCAAUGGCGAGCCCCGGUGUGCAGAGUUUUGCUGAGCUCGGAGUCACGGUUGAGCUGGUAAAGGGGGCAAAAGAAGGGAGGAGGAGGAGGGUUGUUGGCUCCAUGUACCGCACAGCCGGGAUCCCAUCUGGAGUUGGCCACAGUUCCACUGAGCUUGUUCUUCAGCCCAGGAACCCAAUGCUCUCCUUGAUGGUAAAAGUGAUUCCCAGCCCUGAUUGGUUUGUCGGAGUGGACAGCCUAAACUUGUGUGAAGCAGGGCAAUGGAAAGAUGAAGUGACUUUAGACCUACACCCGUUUGAUGCUGGGACGGACAGUGGGUUCACGUUCUCCUCACCCAAUUUUCCCACGAUGCCCCCUGAGAACAUUUCAAUGAUCAAGUCACAGAAACCGAAUCAUCCUGCAAACUCAUUUUACUACCCGAGGCUGUCUGAGCUUCCACCACUAGCUACCAUUUGGCUGAAGAAACAACCUCGCUCGCCCAUCCGUCAGCACAACCACGUGUCCAAUCACAUCCUCCCUCAACUCAGCAAAGCAUCACUAUAUACGGAGACGCCGCUGGACUGCGAGGUCUCCAUGUGGUCAUCCUGGGGGCUGUGCUUGGGGCCGUGCUCCAGAGGAGGAGUGCGCUAUCGUACACGCUACAUCCUUCUGAAACCUGCUAACAGCGGCACCCCAUGCCCCGAACUAGAGGAACAGGCCGAGUGCACACCAUAUAACUGCCUGGUGCAUCAGUGAUGCCCAUUUCAGUGCUGGCACACACACACACACACACAAGCACAUAUACACACGCACACACGCCCUGACACUGUCCAGAGCCACUUUGAGUUGCAAAGCAGUGCUAUGUAAUUCCUAAAGAGGUCAGAGGUCACAGCGAGCGGUGGCCUAACAUACAGGUUUAGCCGGGAUAAAUUCUGCAUUCAGCUUCCAAAGAACCCCUUUUUUUUAUAUUAACGAAUUAUCGCAUAAUUUGCAGACAUUAUAAUUACAGAUUUUUUUUAAUUGAGUUUUUUUGUUAGUAUCUACAUUUCACAACAGCACUGAGACAAAAGUACUUCAGUUGUGGAAUGAUUUGACCAACAGUGCCCUCCACUAGUACACUUUAAAUAAGCCCAAUAAGACUGAAAUCUUAUACCGGGUCAAUUAGGAUGAGUCCCUUUACAUUAUUAGUUUGCCAGUCUCCGUUAUGUAAUCUUCUAUUAUUAUUACAGUAUUGUUUUGUUCCCUCAACAACCUUUGAAAUGUUGUAUAUAUGAUGUAUUUAAUCAUUUUCUCCUUGAAAUAAAUGUGGAGUUGUUUCCUAA
Messenger RNA from Silurus meridionalis, 1658 nucleotides. RefSeq names its product spondin 2a, extracellular matrix protein (gene spon2a). The coding region runs from base 88 to 1092 and encodes 334 amino acids. The record is from RefSeq and is a predicted model, not a curated record. Lineage: Eukaryota; Metazoa; Chordata; Actinopteri; Siluriformes; Siluridae. Gene Ontology annotation, biological process: cell adhesion. The transcript has 6 exons. Gene Ontology annotation, cellular component: extracellular matrix.